Molecule: messenger RNA, 460 nt
Organism: Trematosphaeria pertusa
Lineage: Eukaryota; Fungi; Ascomycota; Dothideomycetes; Pleosporales; Trematosphaeriaceae
Exons: 2
Coding region: 79-438 (119 amino acids)
Molecular function (GO): zinc ion binding; nucleic acid binding
Source: RefSeq, a predicted model, not a curated record
CCAGCCGAGAGUCGCCCACGAAUCCCCAGACGGCCAUACCCGACUGCGAACCGCAUCCGCAUCCGCGGCCGAACCGCCAUGCCUGCCAUACGCGGCGACAGGUCCAAGAAGAAGACGCGGCGGCACACGCGCGACCUCGACCAGAUCCACGCCGACCUGCACGAUGAGAAGCAUCUCGCCCAGCACAAGGACGCGAAGGCGAUAGAGGACCUGCCGGGGCUCGGCCAGUGGUACUGCACCGAGUGCGCAAAGUGGUUCGAGAGCGAGGCCAACUAUGGCGCACAUCAGAAGGGGAAGGUGCACAAGCGGAGGGUCAAGCAGCUCCGCGACGAGCCAUACUCCCAGAAGGAGGCAGAGGCAGCAGUGGGCCUGGGGACCGACAAUGGGAAGCGGACGACAACGCUAAUGGAGGUUGACGAUGCCGCCGCGGCGAGUUGAGGUGCUCGAUGGAGUCGGCAAG